Messenger RNA from Propithecus coquereli (Coquerel's sifaka), 5051 nucleotides. RefSeq names its product phosphodiesterase 1C, calmodulin-dependent 70kDa (gene PDE1C). Lineage: Eukaryota; Metazoa; Chordata; Mammalia; Primates; Indriidae. The transcript is spliced from 19 exons. Gene Ontology annotation, molecular function: 3',5'-cyclic-nucleotide phosphodiesterase activity. The record is from RefSeq and is a predicted model, not a curated record. Gene Ontology annotation, biological process: signal transduction. Bases 575 to 2884 code for a protein of 769 amino acids.
GACUUCCUUGUUUGGAGUAAACUUUGGCCACGCCUGACGGCUAAGAUGUUUGCUUUUCCAUCUGUUGAUGUGCUUUUUGGAAGCUCUUCGGCCUGCCGGAGAAAACAUAUCUAGGAGAAGCACGACGCCAAAUCUCAGCCGUUCCCUUGGGCCCCCAAACCCCACUAGCGCGCAGAGAGGGAAGGAGAAGCUGAGACAGAAAACAGACGUGACUGUGGCGCGCGGGCUGCAGCGGCUCGCAGAGCAGAGUGGCCAAGGCGGGGGUUUCGGCGCACACGCCCCGGCCCCCUGCACACGCACGGGCGCGUCGCCUCCCUUUAUUAAGGCUCCUCUCGCCGCGCCUGGAGCCUGGAGUGGAGAUGGGGCCGUCGCGGUGGCUCGCUGACUCCGCCGAGCGCCGGGCGUGUUAGUUGACACUGGUCCCCGCGCCUGCGGCCGGCGCGCGGGGCUCAGCGAGCGGCGGGGCUGCGGUGACAGCGCGCGGCGCGCGGGCACCCGGCUGCGCGCUCAGCCGCGGGGGAACCCCGGGACGUCGUUGGCCGCGCUGCGCUGCCCCUACCCGGCCGGCCGAGCCAUGACAGACGCCAGCAACAGGAAGGAGGGCUUCAAAAAAUGCCGGAGCGCCACUUUCAGCAUCGAUGGCUACAGCUUCACCAUCGUUGCAAAUGAAGCUGGAGACAAGAAUGCCAGACCACUUGCCCGCUUCUCCCGGUCUAAGUCACAGAACUGUCUGUGGAACUCCCUCAUCGACGGGCUCACAGGGAAUGUCAAGGAGAAGCCUCGGCCAACGAUCGUCCACGACCCCCGACCGCCGGAGGAAAUCCUAGCAGAUGAAUUGCCGCAGCUGGAUAGCCCAGAAGCCUUGGUGAAGACAUCCUUCAGGUUACGGUCUUUGGUCAAACAAUUAGAGAGAGGGGAGGCUUCAGUGGUAGAUCUUAAGAAGAAUUUGGAAUAUGCAGCCACAGUGCUUGAAUCUGUGUACAUUGAUGAAACCAGGCGACUCCUGGAUACGGAGGAUGAGCUCAGUGACAUUCAGUCAGAUUCAGUGCCUUCUGAGGUCCGGGACUGGCUGGCCUCCACCUUUACGCGGCAGAUGGGGAUGAUGCUCCGAAGGAGCGAGGAGAAGCCCAGGUUCAAGAGCAUCGUCCAUGCAGUGCAGGCUGGGAUAUUUGUGGAGAGAAUGUAUAGACGGACAUCAAACAUGGUUGGACUGAGCUACCCACCAGCUGUUAUUGAAGCAUUAAAGGAUGUGGACAAGUGGUCGUUUGAUGUCUUUUCCCUCAAUGAGGCGAGUGGGGAUCAUGCCCUGAAGUUCAUUUUCUAUGAAUUACUCACACGUUAUGAUCUGAUCAGCCGUUUCAAGAUCCCUAUUUCUGCACUUGUCUCAUUUGUGGAGGCCCUGGAAGUGGGCUACAGCAAACAUAAAAAUCCUUACCAUAAUUUAAUGCAUGCCGCCGACGUCACGCAGACUGUGCAUUACCUCCUCUAUAAGACAGGAGUAGCGAACUGGCUGACAGAGCUGGAGAUCUUUGCUAUAAUCUUCUCAGCUGCCAUCCACGACUAUGAGCAUACCGGAACUACCAACAAUUUCCACAUUCAGACUCGGUCUGAUUCGGCUAUUCUGUACAACGAUAGAUCUGUGCUGGAAAAUCACCAUUUGAGCGCAGCCUAUCGUCUCCUGCAAGAGGAUGAGGAAAUGAAUAUUUUGAUCAAUCUCUCAAAAGAUGACUGGAGGGAGUUUCGAACCUUGGUGAUUGAGAUGGUGAUGGCCACAGAUAUGUCUUGUCAUUUUCAACAAAUCAAAGCCAUGAAAACCGCUCUGCAGCAGCCGGAAGCAAUUGAAAAGCCAAAAGCCUUAUCCCUCAUGCUGCAUACAGCAGAUAUUAGCCAUCCUGCAAAAGCGUGGGACCUCCAUCAUCGCUGGACAAUGUCGCUCCUGGAGGAGUUCUUCAGACAGGGUGACAGAGAAGCGGAGCUGGGGCUGCCUUUUUCUCCUCUGUGUGACCGCAAGUCGACUAUGGUUGCUCAGUCACAAGUAGGUUUUAUUGAUUUCAUUGUGGAACCUACCUUCACUGUGCUCACGGACAUGACCGAAAAGAUCGUGAGUCCGUUAAUCGAUGAAACCUCCCAAACUGGCGGGACAGGACAGAGGCGUUUGAGCUUGAACAGCAUCAGCUCAUCAGAUGCGAAGCGCUCAGGUGUCAAGAGCUCUGGGUCAGAGGGAAGUGCCCCAAUCAACAAUUCCGUCAUCCCAGUUGACUAUAACAGCUUUAAAGCCACUUGGACAGAGGUGGUGCACAUCAAUCGGGAGAGAUGGAGGGCCAAGGUGCCCAAAGAGGAGAAGGCCAAAAAGGAAGCAGAGGAAAAGGCUCGCCUGGCCGCGGAGGAGCAGCAGAAGGAAAUGGAAGCCAAAAGCCAGGCUGAAGAAGGCACAUCUGGCAAGGCUGAGAAAAAGACAUCUGGAGACGCUAAGAAUCAAGUCAAUGGAACGCGCACAAACAAAAGUGACAACCCUCGUGGGAAAAAUUCCAAAGCUGAGAAGUCGUCAGGAGAAAAGCAACAGAAUGGUGACUUGAAAGAUGGUAAAAAUAAGACAGACAAGAAGGAUCACUCGAACGUCGGAAAUGAUUCAAAGAAAACAGAUGGCACAAAGCGACGUUCUCAUGGCUCACCUGCCCCAAGCACUAGCUCCACGAGUCGCCUUACCUUACCAGUCAUCAAGCCUCCUUUGCGUCAUUUCAAACGUCCUGCGUACGCGUCUAGCUCCUACGCACCUUCAGUCCCAAAGAAAACUGAUGAUCAUCCCGCAAGGUACAAGAUGCUGGAUCAGAGGAUCAAAAUGAAAAAGAUUCAGAACAUCUCACAUAACUGGAACAGAAAAUAGAUCAAGGGGAAGAAGAGAAGGAGAGGAGGCCCACCUGUGUGCCUCCCAGCACUCACUGGCCACAGCAGGUUGUGCCUCCAAGACCCUCGGAGGCCACUGGGGCAGGUACUAUCAAGGUUGGCUCCACUAAGGCAAAAUGAAAGCCUUAGUGAUUUUCCCCUUUGUUGUUCUCUUGUAGACUCAUCAGUCUUCGGAUUUGAGGUCAAUCCAGACUUCAGCAACAAACUAGUAAGAGGGUUGUUUCAUGUGGCUUUUAUAGUAUAGAUCUUUCAAAGUCUAAAUUGGACCAAAAUUAAAAUGGUACAAACUAUUCAGAAAAACAAAAUUCUUCCCAGUGCUACUUUUUUCGUCCUUACAAGUGGAAGUGCCCCAAUAAGAAUACUGGUUUAAUAAUCACCAUAUUUAAGAAAUGCACUUCUAAAAACAUCUUUUUCAAUUUUAAAUACACCUAUUUAAAAUUUAAAUACAUUUAUUUAAAAUUCAAGUAAACAUAACUUUUGAAGUACAUGCAUUCAAAACAAAAGUUGUGCUCUGACUGUAACAAUCUUAACAGGAAGAGAAGCCUGAUGAAUUGUAUUCAUGGAUAUUUCAGAAUUCAGGCUUUACAAAGUAGAUCCAAGUUAAAAAAAAAAAGAGAGACUUUUUUGGUUUUUAAUCACAUGCUUUGUACCCAGUAGCCUCAGUGUACCUUUAAGAAUUUGAGAGUUUUUAGGGGAUGCAUUUGGUAGCUUUCCUCUAAUCCCUGAGUUCCACCCACAGUAGAAGAUGCUAAACAUCAUACCUUAACAACUCUGGGUUUGAGAUUCACCAAGGAGAGGUCAGUUUGGUUUUGUGGUCCUGGGACAGGUGGGUAUAAAAUGCAGAACCUAGUUUUAAUUCCUUAUUUCCAGAUUUUUCUCCAUAACUCUUGAGAUGCCUUCAAGUUAAAUUUCAGAUCAUCUUCUCAGCAGACCACAUAUCUAAGGCCCUUUGGGAUCCCAAUUGCACAGACCGCUGUUGGUGGAAUAGAAGGCUUUAUAAGGCACCUUUCUUCAGGGUGGUGUCUUUAACCCUUCUGUGUCUCUCCCCAGAGUUUUUACUUUGAGACUAAAAUCACAGAAAUGGCAAGGAAAUAGCUUUCAAUCCCUUUAGAAAAAGCGUGGGGCAGCAAAGAAGCUAGGAUUGUUGUCAUGCAGUUCUGACCUUCAUCCUGUUCUGUCUAAAACUACUUGCAGGUUGUUGGUCUGAUUGUUUAGUUAUUUAAAACCUUGCUUUGCCUAACUAGAAAGUGGGAUUGAUAAUACCCACUGUGCAUUUGGCAUGAAGAUUAGUGAUAAUGUAGGUUUAGAUUGCUAUUGCUGCUCCUGGAGAGUAACAGGCACAUGACAGUAGCUAAGAGCAUUUCACCUUCAGGACAAACUCUCCAGGACGGCUCCACAAAGAAGGGGCUGUUUGUUCCUUGAUGGCCACAACCUUCAAGGCUUGAUUGUAAAAGGUUUUGCGUUCUCUCCUCUUAUUCCUCACAGUUCACUUCCAAUAACUGCAGUUAUUCAAGUUGAGCGAGCUCCAGAGUUUAGUGCCCAUCAUACUAUUGAGCAGUUUAUUUACAAAGUACUUUAUGAUGUUAGUUCAGGGAAAUUUAAUUGCUAUACAAAAAGAAAAAUCACUGUGACUUUUUGUUAGGGGUGGCAAUUGUAAUUCUUAGCUCCUUGCCUGGUGUCUGAACAAGAAGACCCUUCUGCAAGCUGAGGGUCUAUUCCAUCUGCAUUAGGUUAACUCAACAGGUAAUUCCUACCUGUUUGCAUACAGAUGCUUUAGUGCGUGUGGCACAGAGCCAUUCGGCUCCACAGUGAGGAGGCCUGUGGAGUAGUGGCCUCCUCAAAUGACACUCCUCAUCAAUCUCUUGAUACGUUCAGUCUUAGAUAUUGAGACUUCAGAGUGGCUGUGCUUUCUUGGUUGUGCUUCUUGAUGUUGGAAGCCAUGUUCCUAGGGGAGAAAGUCGACUCCUUCUGUAUUCCUUUCUCCUAAGAUGUGAUUUUUCAAUCUUUGCUAAUAUUGUAACUGAGCAAAUGUACAGAUGUUGAGAUUCUGCACUGCUUGUAAGAUGCCUACCAUGUGUUUGGCAUGAUGGAUUAUACAGAAAUGCAGAUUAUAUUCUUAUAGUAAAUAAAAAGAUGCUUUUAACAGA